Molecule: messenger RNA, 2791 nt
Organism: Aureobasidium musti
Lineage: Eukaryota; Fungi; Ascomycota; Dothideomycetes; Dothideales; Saccotheciaceae
Source: the annotation of a GenBank genome assembly
AUUAUACCACUUACAAUCCUGUGGCAUGCCUCGAGCUCGUCAUCCUGCACCUUUGCGACCAAACCAAGACAGGUACGCUUAUGGCAGUCUCCACAAUGGUGCCAAAGACACUCUGGUCGAUCGAUUCCUGAGAUGGACAUUCAGUCCUCCUAAUCACAUUGGAACAGCACGUCAACUACGGGCCGGACAAUGGCUUCCAAUGCAACCUGACUAUUUCCAAGGAGAGCACCCACUUGGCGAGGGUGGCAUGGGCAUAGUCCAUCUGUGGUGCUGCGUCGACGAAAAUCAUCGCAUCCGAGACCGAGUUAUCGUGAAACAGGUACACCCUGGAGUCACGACUUGGGAGCGCAAAGAUGCCUGGCGCAAUGGAGAGAUAGGAGGUGAGCCUAGAGAAAGCAUGUUGGGCAACGAGGUCUACGCAAAUUUGGAGUCCUCAGCUCCAGGCGAUGGAAAAUUCGUCACACAGUGCCUUGGUUAUGGUGGAAUGCAGAGUCCUAACCCACAAGAAACCCGAGCGACGGGCAAUAUCGUGUACAGAAACAUAGCGGGUUAUAAGCUCUACAUUGAGUACUGCCCAUUUGGCGAUUUGCGAGAUGCUAUCAUACGACAGAAGGAGGCUGAGGAACCCUUUCAUGAAGGAUUCAUCUGGAUGAUGUUCGAAGCCCUUGCAGAGUGCGCUGUGGCAACGGACCAAUCCAAAAUUGUACACUCAGACAUUACUACAAGUAACACUGAUUUUGGAGCAUCGCGAUAUAUCGAUGAAGCCGCCAGAAGACGGCUUACAGGAACCGGUGAAGCAAUGCACCCAUACUUCACACCACCGGUAAUCUCAGAAGCUGACCCACACCUCAGUCGCUAUACAUAUGGUCUGACAACUGCUACANNGGAAUUGACCAGAGACGCCACCAAUUCCAACUGGGCCGUUCCUGGCCUAUAUGUCACCAAUAAGACAAAUGUGUGGAGCGUUGGUCUGAUCAUCUGCUGCCUGAUGCGUAUGGAACCAGAACUACCCUCAGUCGACUACAGUGUAGAGCUGAGAAAGCUCGUACGAUCAUGUUUGAAGUACGAUCCGACUGAGAGACCAAGUCCUUCACAGCUGUUGAAAGCAGUCAGACGAACGAUGUAUGAUCACCUUGGUGGAUUCGAUUCGUACGGGAGGGUUACUAAAAUCCCCUGGAACAAGAAAGAGAGACUGCGAGGAAACCUCAAAGAUAUUUGGGCGGUCGGCACAGGAACUCUUGCUGGAUUGCUAUAUCACAAAGAAGUUGACAGCACUUUAUUACUCCGGCUCGUUUUCUUUGUCUUCGAAUCUGAACAAGCUGGUGUCCGCAUGCGGUAUGCGAGUCGCAUUCUGAGAAGUAAAUCCAGAUUGCAUUCGCGCGCAGUGCUUCUGUCUACCUACAUCAUCACAUACACUCUAAUGAGGUUGAUUCCACAAUUCCACUUCAACCCGUUCUCGGGGCUAGCGCAAGCUAUACAAGACGAAUUGACCUUGAGAUUCUUGACGAAGUGGAGGUUCAGAUUACCACAAUACAGAGGGAACGCACGAAGGCUGCAACAGGGCGAGUGGGUGCCGAUUCAGACCUCCCGUGGCGACAGAGGGCAGGAAGAGCCUUUGGGUGAUGGAGGCCUAGGUAUUGUACACCUCUGGUGUUGUAUCGAUGCUGAAAAUCGCGUCAUCGACCGUGUCAUUGUCAAGAACGUAUUUCCUGGGACUGAGGCUUGGGCGAUUCCAAGCUUGUGGCGAGACGGACGUAUUGGAGGCGAGCCCCGAGAAGUAAUGAUCAGUAACGAGGUGUACGAUGAACUGGAAGCCGCCAAUGCUGGAGACGGACAGUUCGUUACUAGGUGCCUUGGAUAUGGAAACAUUCACGAUCCCUUCAGAUAUGAUGCUCAAGGCAGAAUCAUGUCCUACCUAGACCCACUGUUGGGAGAUGCAGAAAUCCUAGGGGGUCCACCGAGACGACGCAACCCACUGGCCGGAAAGCCCAUCACCUACCGCAUAGGGAGUUACAAGCUGUAUUUCGAGUAUUGUCCGCAUGGCGACUUGCAUACACAGAUUACGGCUCAAAACAAAGAGGAAAGACGUUACCGAGUGUCAAAAGUAAGAAGUCCUGGCGGCCACGCACACGCACGUCGCAAGGUGCAGAUUAUCCGAGACGUACCAUUCCACGAGGGUUUCAUUUGGAGGAUGUUCGAAGCAUUAGCAAAGUGUGCUGUAGCCAUGGAAAGGGCAAACGUUCUGCAUGGGGACCUGUGUCCCACUAACAUCUGCUGUANNGUUUUCUUGGGCGAGAGCGACCCUAAUAGAUUCAAGAUAUGGCCAAUUCCCAAGUUGUCUGAUUUUGGCUCUUCGCAGCACAUCGACCUGAUGACAAGAAAUCGAUUUGGCGAUUUCGAGAACGGCAUGCAAGUGUCCUUUACACCACCGGAGCUCGCCAGGCCGGGCGGAGUGUACGAAGUUCCGGGCAUGAAAAUUACGCACAAGACCAACGUCUGGCAAAUAGGCAUGGUUAUUGCUUGCAUGAUGCGUCUUGAUGUUUACCUACCAGAGACCGAUUGGCGUACAAUGGAUUCCCAUGUACCAGCAGACACCGAACUUCACUUCGACGAUCCCGAUCGGCGAGAACUCAAGGAUAACUUGUUCCAGCACCCUAACUGCCACUACAGUGCGGAAUUGAUAGGACUUGUAAAGGAUUAUCCGAAGGCCAACGCCUCAACGGUUGUUGGCAAGAGUCCAACAACUGAUGCAAGGCCGAUGUGGCGGUAUGGAGACCUAUACUGGAAAUGC